This is a messenger RNA of Wyeomyia smithii (pitcher-plant mosquito), 2631 nucleotides long. RefSeq names its product gelsolin, cytoplasmic-like. Gene Ontology annotation, biological process: barbed-end actin filament capping; actin polymerization or depolymerization; actin filament severing. The transcript is spliced from 7 exons. Gene Ontology annotation, molecular function: phosphatidylinositol-4,5-bisphosphate binding; actin filament binding. The record is from RefSeq and is a predicted model, not a curated record. Gene Ontology annotation, cellular component: cytoplasm; actin cytoskeleton. Bases 257 to 2509 code for a protein of 750 amino acids. Lineage: Eukaryota; Metazoa; Arthropoda; Insecta; Diptera; Culicidae.
CUACGGUUCCCGGACGGCUUAGUACCGCAUCAGUAUUCGAGUGAAUCGCAACAAUCUUCCAUUGUGAACUAAAGUGCCAACCGUAGUGAAGUUCAGAUACCGAAAAUUGAAACGCAGACUGAACCAUCCGCGGAGAUAAGAACACGGUACAAUUUUGUGCCGAGUGCACAGUUUAGUUGGGGCAAGCUGACGGGAAAAUAAUUAGUUUAUUAUCAUCAACGGCUCACGUGUUCGUUAAACCGCACCAGUAAAAAUUAUGCAUUCUGCUUUCAAAAAUGCCGGUACCAGCAAGGGCUUGGAGGUGUGGAGAAUUGAGAACUUUGAACCAGUUCCAGUGCCAAAGAAAACGUACGGGAAAUUCUACACCGGAGAUUCCUACAUCGUUCUGAAUACGAAGCAAACAAAAAAUGGCAUCUUCUCGUGGGAUGUCCACUUCUGGCUCGGCCUAGAAACUAGCCAAGACGAGGCAGGAUCCGCCGCUAUCCUCAGCGUACAGCUAGACGACAGACACAACGGGGCACCGGUGCAGCACCGCGAGGUUCAAGAUCACGAAUCCAGUCUGUUUCUCAGCUACUUCCCGGGAGGGGUUCGCUAUGCCGAGGGAGGUGUCAAAAGUGGUUUCAACGAGGUGGAAACCAAUGCAGCGGGCGAAAAACGGCUGUUCCACGUGAAAGGUUCCAAGAACGUCCGUGUGCGCCAGGUCGCGCUCGGAAUCGCGUCCAUGAACAAAGGCGACUGCUUCAUUUUGGAUGCGGGCAACGCAAUUUACGUCUAUGUGGGACCAAGGUCCAAACGGGUGGAAAAGAUAAAAGCUAUUAGCGCUGCCAGUCAGAUCCGUGAUCAAGACCAUGCCGGUCGGGCUAACGUCUAUAUACUUGAUGAAUUCGCAAGCGCAGGAGACCAGCAGGAAUUUUUCGAUGUUCUUGGCGAAGGAUCUCCAGACGAGGUUGCGGACGAAUCAGAAAGCGAUGAUACUUAUGAGGAAAAUCUGACGACGGCCAUAACCUUGUACAGGGUCUCCGAUGCUGGCGGUAGCCUCGAAAUUAUUCCGGUUGGUGAGCGACCUCUGAAACAAAGCAUGUUAGAUUCAGAUCAGGAUUGCUUCAUACUGGACACUGGAUCAUCGGGAAUAUUUGUAUGGGUCGGUAAAGGCGCAACUUCACAAGAAAGAGCACAGUCUAUGAUCAAAGCUCAGGAGUUUAUUUCUAGUAAAGGUUAUCCGGUUCACACCCAGGUACAUCGGGUUAUUGAGAAUGGAGAGAGAACUGAUUUCAAACAGUACUUUGCCAGUUGGAAGGAUAAAGGUGUUGUCCACAGUCAUCUCAUUAAAGCGGCAAUGGACGACGACAGCUCGGAAGCUGGGGAGGAAAAAGAGUUUGAUCCGGAGAUUCUUCAUAUGUUCAAAAAGAACGGUGGCCGGGCUCUGGGAUUCAUGCCAGACAAUGGUCAAGGAGAGGCAGAAAUUUGGCGUGUUGAGAACUUCGAAUUGGUUCCCGCGGAUCCGCAAGCUUAUGGAAUGUUCUUUGGCGGUGAUUCGUACGUUAUUAAAUACGAGUAUCGUAAUAAGAGAGGAGGUCAUGGAUUCAUCAUUUACUUCUGGCAAGGCAAAGAGUCCAGCACCGAUGAGAAAGCGUCCGCUGCUCUGCAUGCUGUUCGCCUUGAUAACGAGUUGAACGGCAAAGCGGUUCAGGUGCGUGUGACUCAAGGAAACGAACCUCGGCAUUUCUUGAAGAUCUUCAAGGGUAAACUAAUCAAUUUCACUGGAGGGCAUGCAUCAGGUUUCCGAAAUAUCCACGACCACGAUAGCUACGAUGUGGACGGAACUCGUUUGUUCCGAAUCAGAGGAACUUGCUCCGAAGACAUUCGGGCUGAACAGCUCCCGGAAACAGCAAGCUCUCUUGCCUCGGACGAUGUAUUCAUUCUUGAAACUCCAUCCGCUACUUAUAUCUGGCACGGAGUAGGAGCUUCCAAUCUCGAGAAGGAGAUGGCAGCAAACAUUGUAAAAAUCGUCUCUCCGGAUGCGGUACCAGAAAUCAUAAACGAAGGCUCUGAGCCAGACGCAUUCUGGGAUGCUCUGGGCGGCAAAGCGGAUUACGACCAUGAACUGGAUCCAGCUGGUGCACCAUUCUUAAAUCCACGUCUGUUCCACUGCCGAAUUCUGUUCAACAAGCGUCUACGCGUGGAAGAAGUGCCUCACUUUGAACAGGAUGAUCUCAACGUGGAUGACGUUAUGGUUCUUGAUGGCGGCGACGAAAUCUAUGUCUGGAUUGGCAACGGAGCUACCGACGAAGAGAGGGCUAAAUCGAUUGACAUGGCCAAGCAGUACAUCCGUACGGAUCCAUCCGAGCGUAACGAGGAUACGGUACCGAUUGUGAUCCUGAAGCAGGGUGACGAACCACGUAGCUUCAAACGUCUGUUCCCCUCGUGGGACGAUAGUCACUGGGAGUCGCAGUCAUCGUACGAGACUAUUAGACAGAAGAUAAUGGACCUAAAUGAACCACGUUUAUAAUACGAACAAACGAAUCUUGUCGCGCAAACUUAAUUCACCAUAUUUGAUGCAAGUAUUUUCGGAUCGUUUUAUGACUACUAAUAUACAAAUGUUUUAAGUAAAACAUCUCAAUGGCGAAACAA